AUGUCGUCUCACGGCUGGUCAUUGUCGGCCGGUCGCGCGUUGCUCUUGUUGGCAUCGCUGCCUCUUUCCACGGCUCAGGAUCUUCCCGACCCUGCUUUGCCCGUUGCUGACCCUGCUGCUGCCACCACCACCAGCAUUGCGUUCCCUGAGGUCUUUCCUGACGUCGAGGCUCCUGCUGGGCCAUCUACCACAGAGACUCUCGCAGUAGAGCCUUCUACCACGGAUAUUGCUAUCGUGGUGGAACAAACUACCUCAACCGAAGCUCCUGUGGCUGAGACUACCACCUCGAGCUUCAUUCCUGAGGGUCCCGAGACUGUGGAGACACUCAGCACUACUGGUAGCCAGACGACAACGGAGGUACCUGUACAAGACACUACCACUUCCACGGAGGUGCCCGUUCAGGAUACAACUACUUCAACUGAGGUUCCAGUCCAGGACACAACCACUAGCACUGAGCUGCCAGUUGCUCCUACUACAACCUCAAGCUGGAUUCCCGACGCUUCUGAGACUAUCGAGCCGAUCAACACCCCUGGCGCCACGACAACCUCGACGGAGCUCCCUGUCCAGGACACUACCACUAGCACUGAGCUUCCCGUUGAUACUACCACCAGUACUGAGCUACCCGCUGGCACCACAACUUCGACCGAGCUGCCUGUCGAUACCACGACUUCUACUGAAGUUGCUUCCGGUACUACCACCAGCACCGAAGUUCCUGUCGAUACAACAACCUCCACUGAGGUGCCCAUCGAUGCGACAACCUCAACUGAGCUACCUGUAGACACCACUACGACUACUAACGCCUCUGUUGACACUACUACAACGGAGCAACUCCCUGAGACUACUACUACCACCAACCCUGCCGUGGACCCCACCACGACAACUGAGCAGGCCAUAGAUGCUACCACCACCACCGAGCAGCCAGCUGAGGAGACUUCAACCACUGCUGGACAGCCUGCCGACACUACCACCGAUCAACCUCCUCAGCCUACCACCGAGGAUACCAACGAGCCCACCAUCACCCAGCCUCCAGUCCUCACAACAGCUACAGGUGCUGCUGCCACCUCGGCUGUCUCUUCCGUCUCAACUGAGAUCCUGGGUCUCCUCCCCAUCAUCGACUCGUGGAAGGACGACCCUGAGAACCUCAAGGACGAGACCAAGGACAAGGUCGACGAUGUUCAUGACGACAUUAUCGCCGUGAUUGUGAGCCUCGGCGGUGACCCCAACCAGGAAUGUGCUGGAAAGAGGAAGAGAGGUCUGCUUGGACCUAUCGGUGAUAUCAUCAACAGCCUGGUUUGUAUCGCUAAGGACCUCACUGAUAUCUCGGGCAACAUCGUGGUUGGCAAUGUGCCUGCUGUCACUGGAGCCACCGGUGGUGUUCAGUCUCAAACUGAGGACCUCACUGAAGAGGACAAGGACGAGGAUAAGACCGACGAGAAGAGUGAGCAAGAAUCUACCGAGAAGGAAGAGUCCACUACGGAAGAGCCAACCUCGACCACAACCUCUCCCUGCACAGACGACACUGCCGAGCACGUCACCAUCAUCUGCAAGCCAACCACCAUCACCGAAGAUGGCAACGUUCAGACUACAGAGACUUGCUUCGACUCUAUCACGGUCGAAGUCACCGGCUGUUCCGUGACCGAGGCUACAACUGUCAUCUCGACUACUGGCACGGCUGCUGCUAUCACCCCCUGUGCCUCUGGCUCCUGCGGCGGCGGCGAUGCCUGCCCUAUGGACAAUGCUCCCCUUAGUGGCGCUGAUAUGGCCCUUGUCUCGACUAAGGUUGAUUGUGCUGCGGUCUCUACCAUCACCACCUCUGAGGUACCUACUGGUGCCGGAGCUUUCGGUAGCAACCCCGUUACUUCGCCCACGCCCCGUGCCGAGAGCGGAUCCGCUAAGAGGGACUUGGACCGUCGUGUGUUUAUGCACAACACUACUCCUAACCCCUUCUACGUUGCAUCUCUGAACCCUACCUGGGUCAGCCAGAUCGGCGAUGCUUCUGGUCAUUGGUUCGACUAUCCCGCCAUUGGCCAGGGUUUCGCAGGUGUCAACGGCAUCUACGGCUGCACUGCCGUCAUCAUCGUUUCUGACAAGGGUGUCUAUCUGUCUCACAUCUGGGAGAACCCCGUCUUCAUCGACAUAGACUGGAACUGGACAGACGAUGAGUCUUUCAACAGAAACGCCUUUGAGGCUCUCCGUGACGGAACUGACAACGCUCGAAGUGUCACUUCUCUCGUGGGCGACGACGCCAACCCUGGUGUGCUCCACGCCAGCAACAACCCCAUGGUCUUCGUCCUCACCCCCUUCACCGAUGUUCUGAACGAUCCCACGGGCAUUACCACCUUGUUCCGCUACCAGGAACGUGCCCAGCGGCUCGCUGACAGUCUCGUCGGUGUCAUCCCCGGCUCUAGUGGUCAUCUGCUGGGUUACACCCGCACCAACGGCAUUGAUUCCACUGAGCCCAUCGGCACUUGGGGUCGUGCAAUCCUGGAGGUCGACAUGUUCCAGGACAUGAUCAUCACCCCCGAGGAUUCUCCAGCCGGUAGCUGGGCCUUUUCUAUGGGCCGAUGGAGACUCUGGGUUGAGGACGGACUCGUGACUUGGCGCGACUUUAUCGUUGGCGGCAGUGGUAUUCAGCUGAGCGGAUUUGCUACCACUAGCGACGCUCCCGCCCCCGACGCAACUCAGGCUGCUGAGGCCGUGGCGCAGCGUCUUCGAAAGAGAGAUGAUUCGCCUGUUGAAGAGUGCUUGGUUGUGACCCGUGCCAGCACUACGAGUGAGGCUACUUCCAGCGCCACUGAGACGACCCAGACGACCGAGUCCACAGAAUCUACCGAGACGACUCAGUCUACUGAGUCUACCCAGUCGACUGAAACUACUCAGAGCUCAACUGAGACUACCGAUACUACGCAAAGUUCGACUGAAACCUCUGAGACCACGGAAUUAACCCAGUCCACUGAGACUACUGAGUCUACCGCCGUCUCUACUUCUGAGACCUCCGAGGCCACGACCGAGUCUACUCGACCCCCCACCACUCUCAGGACUUCUGUCAUUACCACUACCUCCGCUCCCGACACCAUUUCAGACAAGCCAACCACUACCGAAGCCCCUUUCACUGGACCCGUCCUCUGCGUCAACCAUGGCGGUCCUCGCGUUGCUACACCUUACUGCCAGUGCUCCACCACCACCGAGGGCCAGGUCUUCUACGCCACUGCUCCUCUGAUCUCGUACCACUGCACCGACUACACCACCUUCCCCUCCCCCGUGACUCCCACACCAACCAAGGAAGAGACCCCAUCGCCAACCGCAACAAACCCUAACGCCGACGUCCCCGAAGUUGAAUGCUCCACGCCCGACGACUGCGGCGACUGGGAAGGAAACUGCCACUUUGCCAACGACAACAACCACGUCGUCUGCCUCGCCACCGACUGGCACGACGUAAACGGCGUCCCAACCUCCGGAAAAGCCAUCUGCGAAUGCCUCAUCCGCGAGAAACCCGCUGACCCGCCAAAGGGCACCAACCCCAACGCCGACGUGCCAGAGGUCGAGUGCUCUACGCCUGACGAUUGUGGUGACUGGAAGGGAGACUGCGCGUUUGGACCUUCGAGCAACCAUGUGGUUUGUCUUGCGACUGAUUGGCACACAGUGAAUGGUGUGCCAACUUCGGGCAAGGCUAUUUGCGAGUGCAUGGUUAGUGAGGCGUAG
This is a messenger RNA of Fusarium keratoplasticum, 3702 nucleotides long. RefSeq lists its product as uncharacterized. NCBI's taxonomy places the organism in Eukaryota, Fungi, Ascomycota, Sordariomycetes, Hypocreales, Nectriaceae. The record is from RefSeq and is a predicted model, not a curated record. The transcript has 2 exons. The coding region runs from base 1 to 3702 and encodes 1233 amino acids.